AUGGUGUCAUUGUUACCCAGCGAGCAUGACAAGGAGCAUCUCCAAAACCUCAACACAGUGUUAAAGAGAUUGGAAAAUUAUGGCUCAGAACAUGAUGCGACGAGCAAUAUUGAUGUUAGCCUUAGAUACUACGUCAACACCAACAAAGACUACCUCAACUACCUCAUCGACAACAACAAGCCUAAUUCCACCAACAACCAGGAUUCUAAGAACCUCAACUCCAACGGCAAACUCAACUACAACAACAAACUCAACUCCAACAGCAAACUCAAUUCCAACGGCAAACUCAACUACAACAGCAAACUCAACUCCAACAGCAAACUCAACUCCAACAGCAAACUCAACUACAACAACAAACUCAACUACAACAACAACCUCAACUCCAACGACAACCUCAACUACAACAACAAACUCAACUACAAUGGCAAACUCAACUCCAACGGCAAACUCAACUACAACAACAAACUCAACUCCAACGGCAAACUCAACUCCAACGGCAAACUCAACUCCAACAACAACCUCAACUCCAACGGCAAACUCAACUCCAACGGCAAACUCAACUACAACAACAACCUCAACUCCAACGGCAAACUCAACUACAACAACAAACUCAACUCCAACGACAACCUCAACUCCAACGGCAAACUCAACUCCAACGGCAAACUCAACUACAACAACAACCUCAACUCCAACGGCAAACUCAACUACAACAACAAACUCAACUCCAACGACAACCUCAACUCCAACGGCAAACUCAACUCCAACGGCAAACUCAACUACAACAACAACCUCAACUCCAACGGCAAACUCAACUACAACAACAAACUCAACUCCAACAGCAAACUCAACUACAACAACAAACUCAACUCCAACGGCAAACUCAACUCCAACGGCAAACUCAGCUACAACAACAAACUCAACUCCAACAGCAAACUCAACUACAACAGCAAACUCAACUCCAACAGCAAACUCAGCUACAACAGCAAACUCAACUACAACAACAAACUCAACUCCAACGGCAAACUCAACUCCAACGACAAACUCAACUACAACAACAACCUCAACUCCAAUGACAACCUCAACUACAACAACAAACUCAACUACAACAACAAACUCAACUACAACGACAACCUCAACUACAACAACAAACUCAACUCCAACGACAACCUCAACUACAACAACAAACUCAACUACAACAACAAACUCAACUACAACAACAACCUCAACUACAACGGCAAACUCAACUCCAACAGCAAACUCAACUACAACAACAAACUCAACUCCAACGACAACCUCAACUACAACAACAACCUCAACUCCAAUGACAACCUCAACUACAACAACAAACUCAACUACAACAACAAACUCAACUACAACAACAAACUCAACUCCAACGACAACCUCAACUACAACAACAAACUCAACUACAAUGGCAAACUCAACUCCAACGGCAAACUCAACUCCAACAACAACCUCAACUCCAACUGCAAACUCAAUCCCAACGGCAAACUCAACUACAACAAUAACCUCAACUCCAACGACAACCUCAACUACAACAACAAACUCAACUACAACAACAAACUCAACUCCAACAGCAAACUCAACUCCAACGACAAACUCAACUACAACAACAACCUCAACUCCAAUGACAACCUCAACUACAACAACAAACUCAACUACAACAACAAACUCAACUCCAACGACAACCUCAACUACAACAACAAACUCAACUACAACAACAAACUCAACUCCAACGACAACCUCAACUACAACAACAAACUCAACUCCAACAGCAAACUCAACUACAACAACAAACUCAACUCCAACGGCAAACUCAACUCCAACGACAAACUCAACUACAACAACAACCUCAACUCCAAUGACAACCUCAACUACAACAACAAACUCAACUACAACAACAAACUCAACUCCAACGACAACCUCAACUACAACAACAAACUCAACUACAAUGGCAAACUCAACUCCAACGGCAAACUCAACUCCAACAACAACCUCAACUCCAACUGCAAACUCAAUCCCAACGGCAAACUCAACUACAACAAUAACCUCAACUCCAACGACAACCUCAACUACAACAACAAACUCAACUACAACAACAAACUCAACUCCAACAGCAAACUCAACUCCAACGGCAAACUCAACUACAACAACAACCUCAACUCCAACGGCAAACUCAACUCCAACAACAACCUCAACUCCAACGACAACCUCAACUACAACAACAAACUCAACUACAACAACAAACUCAACUCCAACGGCAAACUCAACUACAACGGCAAACUCAACUCCAACAGCAAACUCAACUACAACAACAAACUCAACUCCAACAGCAAACUCAACUCCAGCAGCAAACUCAACUCCAACAACAAACUCAACUCCAACGGCAAACUCAACUCCAACAACAAACUCAACUCCAAUGGAAAACUCAACUACAACAACAAACUCAACUACAACAACAAACUCAACUCCAACGGCAAACUCAACUACAACGGCAAACUCAACUCCAACAGCAAACUCAACUACAACAACAAACUCAACUCCAACAGCAAACUCAACUCCAGCAGCAAACUCAACUCCAACAACAAACUCAACUCCAACGGCAAACUCAACUCCAACAACAAACUCAACUCCAAUGGAAAACUCAACUACAACAACAAACUCAACUACAACAACAAACUCAACUCCAACAAUAACCUCAACUCCAACAACAACCUCAACUACAACAACAAACUCAACUACAAUGGCAAACUCAACUCCAACGGCAAACUCAACUACAACAACAAACUCAACUCCAACAGCAAACUCAACUCCAACGGCAAACUCAACUACAACAACAAACUCAACUCCAACGGCAAACUCAACUACAACAACAAACUCAACUCCAACGCAAACUCAACUCCAACGACAACCUCAACUCCAACGGCAAACUCAACUCCAACGGCAAACUCAACUACAACAACAACCUCAACUCCAAUGACAACCUCAACUACAACAACAAACUCAACUACAACGGCAACCUCAACUCCAACGACAACCUCAACUACAACGGCAAACUCAACUACAACAACAACCUCAACUCCAACGGCAAACUCAACUACAACAACAAACUCAACUACAACGGCAACCUCAACUCCAACGACAAACUCAACUCCAACGGCAAACUCAACUCCAACGGCAAACUCAACUCCAACAACAAACUCAACUCCAACAGCAAACUCAACUACAACAACAAACUCAACUACAAUGGCAAACUCAACUCCAACGGCAAACUCAACUCCAACAACAAACUCAACUCCAACAACAAACUCAACUCCAACAACAAACUCAACUACAACAACAAACUCAACUACAACAACAAACUCAACUCCAACGACAACCUCAACUACAACAACAACCUCAACUCCAACGGCAAACUCAACUCCAACAACAAACUCAACUACAACAACAAACUCAACUCCAACAACAAACUCAACUACAACAACAAACUCAACUACAACAACAAACUCAACUCCAACGGCAAACUCAACUCCAACGGCAAACUCAACUACAACAACAACCUCAACUCCAACGGCAAACUCAACUCCAACAACAAACUCAACUACAACAACAAACUCAACUCCAACAACAACCUCAACUCCAACGGCAAACUCAACUCCAACGACAACCUCAACUCCAAUGACAACCUCAACUCCAACGACAACCUCAACUCCAACGACAACCUCAACUCCAAUGACAACCUCAACUACAACAACAACCUCAACUCCAACAACAAGUUGUUCAUGUAGUCCCAAUUUCUGUAAGAAUAAUGGAAUCUGCAUAGCAAAUGGGAAUGAAUGCAGUUGUAUCUGCACCAAUGAAUACCAUGGAAAACUUUGCAAUGAAUCGGCUGUCUGCGGAAAUUCUUCGAUGGAAGUUGAAGGCCAAAACGUUACCUUUGAGGAAAUUUAUCUGGGUUCCAUUGGCUAUUCAAAACAGCUCUGUAACCCCAGCACUGCUAAUGCUGGAGUAAAUCUUGCAACUCGACGAUGUAUUUUAAAGAACGGCAGAUUAAAUCUUACAAACCCAAUUCUGACUAAAUGUUCUCAGACUCUGGAUGGUGUAUUGGAAGCUCUCAAUAACUCAGCAGAUUCUACAGAAGCAGCAAGUCAAGUUGUGGUUCUGACAUCAAAUUCAGAAAACUUAGGGAAAAAAGAAGUUAUAACAGCCACAAAGAUUCUCAGUGGAGUAAUAAAAAAUCUUGAAAAAGCCAAUUCUGAGACUCAAGCAAACGUAAUAGAGGGAUUCUGUAAUAUACUGAAAGCAGACGAUAUUGUCAUUACUGAGGCACAGCAACAGCUGCAAAGUUUGUCUCUGACACUAGAAAAUAAGACAACUGAAGUGGAGCUGGAUGAAGUGUGUCCGCUGGUGGCAGUGAAAUCAAAGCAAAAUGGAACAAAUAUCAGAGGACUUGUUCUUUAUAAAAGUACCAACAACAUCCUUCAAAAAAAUGCAAUUGAAUUUGUAAAAAAUGACAACGAUAGCAAUGAAUCAAAUAUUCAGGCACACAUCUUCCUACCUGACAUCAAGGAUGCAGAUAACGUUGGAUUUGUUCUCUAUGACAAAGCCCCAUUUUUUCCAGUUCCUAAAAGCACACGCGGUGUGGUUUUGAAGACACAAGUAAUAGCUGCCUCUGUUCAGGACCAUAAAACAGAUAUUAAAGCAACAGUAAAAUUAAGGAAAAUGGAGCUAAAUGAUGGAUUCUAUUCAUAUAAAAAUGAAUGUGUCUUUUGGAAUUACACCACUAGAGAAUGGAGUACAAAUGGAUGUAAACUAGCAAAAAGUGACUCAUAUUUUACAUGUAAUUGUGAUCAUCUAACUAACUUCGCAGUUCUCAUGAGUGUUAGUCCUGAUACUUUACAAUACUUGGACAUAAUUACAUACAUUGGAUGUGCAUUAUCCAUCAUAGGACUAUUGGCAACCAUUGUGGUACCAAUCCGAAUGAGGGAUUAUCGUAGAAGUGUGAAUGGAAAACUGCAAGUCAACCUAUCCAUUGCUCUGCUGGGGGUGUACAUCACCUUUCUGUCUGGGGCAAUCAACAGUUCCUGGGCAACAACUGAGGCUGAGAUAUCUGCAGGAAAUACCACACAGGAGAAUUCAAGAUCAAAAGAUGCAAAAAGUAACAGCUCCUUCUGCACAGCAGCAACAUUUUUAUUACAUUUCUUCCUUUUGGCUUCCUUUGGCUGGAUGUGUGCACAGGGAGUUGCAUUGUAUAGUUCAUUUAAUCGCAUCAUUCAGCAACUGGAGACAAGCUACUUUCCCAAAGUGGCAGCAGGCGUGGCAUGGGGUGUACCAGCUUUAAUUGCGAUUAUAACAAUUGGUGCAACAUAUCCUAAGUCUUACAGACAAGAUAAAAUCUGCUGGCUUGCAACAAGCAAAUAUGCUGAUGGAGAAAAUGUGCUUUUGUGGGCAUUCCUGCUUCCAAUCUCUUUGGUGCUACUAGUGAACAUCGUGAUCUUUGGAUUGAUCAUGUCGAAAAUGGUCUGCAACCAGAAAAACCUGAGGGCAUACAGAGGAGAAUUUAAGAAAACUCUUCAAAGGAAUUUUGCCGUAAUAUUUGCUAACACCGUGACAUUGGGCAUCAGCUGGGUCAUUGGUUAUUUAAUGCUUAUUGAAGUAACAUACGCCUUUUUCAGCACAAUUUUUUGUAUAUUGAACUCUUUCCAGGGAGUUUUCAUUUUCCUCCUGUGCAUGAUGAACAUAAAGGAAUUUAGGAACCGAAUGAAGCAGCCACUGCAAAUACUUAGAAAGGAAAAGCGGACCAGCAUCUCAAUGAGCAGACUUAUUGUGAAAGAUCACUAUGGUAAAGCUGCUCAAGAUUGUAUCCCAUCUGUACUAAAUGGCUAACCUUUCAGGAUUCAUCUGAAAACUUCAGGACAGUUUGCAUAAUUCAGUGCUCUCAAGCAGGAACACGUCAGAACAAGAGUCACAAGGGUGUUUAAAAGCAGUACUGCAAUUUUUAAAAUGUCAUUAAACCCCCUGUUAAUUGAUGCGGAAAAUGAAUUUGGAAUGGCAUGAGAUGGCAGACUGCAAAUGGAUAGAGAAGACUGAUGUCAUUUUGAUAUCUAAUGGUCAUCAGCAAAGCAAGUCUGCAGUCAAAAAGUCAACCACAGUGCUAGACCAAGUCCUACAUUCAAUGUGAAUGUGUGAUUUUAUAUUUGUAUCAUUCUUAAAGUUGGA
Molecule: messenger RNA, 6237 nt
Organism: Mobula hypostoma (lesser devil ray)
Lineage: Eukaryota; Metazoa; Chordata; Chondrichthyes; Myliobatiformes; Myliobatidae
Exons: 19
Coding region: 1-5904 (1967 amino acids)
Biological process (GO): cell surface receptor signaling pathway; G protein-coupled receptor signaling pathway
Cellular component (GO): membrane
Molecular function (GO): G protein-coupled receptor activity
Source: RefSeq, a predicted model, not a curated record